UUCAGUCUUGUCCUAUGAUCCUAUCUCUGCAGCAGUUUCUCCUCCACUUCCUGAACACAUCAGCCGCUCCACGGUGUGUUUUCAUCCCGGUUGUCCCCGAGCUUUUUCCCUAACCUUACCUCCGGUCUAAUAUCCGUCUCAGAGCCCGGCUGCCUCCCGCUUGAAUCAAACUACAAACCGGAGUUUUGUGCUCCGGUUCGGUCUGAAGCCUGAGCCGUAGGUGGAGCUAGCUUAGCUUAACUGGAAGGUUAGCGGAGCGUUAGCCGCGAGCAGGCAGCGGGGCGAACGCUCGGUCCGGGCGGGCGUGCAGAGGGAGCGCGAGCGCGCAGCAUGGCCGUUGGGAACCACAGCCAGGCGGUGGAGGAAAAGGCAGCGAGCCGGAGUCAGAGUGAAGUGAACCGGAAGCUGAAGUACAUCAGCCUGGCGGUGCUCGUGGUCCAGAAUGCAUCGCUCAUCCUCAGCAUCCGAUACGUCCGCACGUUGCCGGGCGACCGCUUCUUCACGACGUCAGCCGUGGUCAUGGCGGAGGUCCUGAAGGUCCUGACGUGUCUGCUCAUCAUCCUGCUGCAGAAGAGACUCAACGUGAAGCAGACGGUGCUGUUCCUGGUGGACUCCAUAGUGUUCCAGUAUAAAGACACUCUGAAACUUGCCGUUCCUUCUCUCAUCUACACGCUGCAGAACAACCUGCAGUACAUCGCCAUCUCCAACCUGCCGGCCGCCACCUUCCAGGUGACGUACCAGCUGAAGAUCCUGACCACGGCUCUGUUCAGCGUGCUGAUGCUGAGGAAGUCUCUGUCCAGAGUUCAGUGGGUUUCUCUGGUGCUGCUGUUUGCCGGAGUCGCCAUCGUACAGGUGGAGCAGGAGGGGAAGAAGGAGGCCUCGGUGUCGGGCUCCUCCAACCAGAACUACACCGUGGGCCUGGUUGCCGUGGUGAUCAGCUGCCUGUCGUCGGGCUUCGCCGGCGUGUACUUCGAGAAGAUCCUGAAGGGCAGCUCGGCGUCCGUCUGGGUGAGGAACGUGCAGCUCGGCGUGUUCGGCACCGCGCUCGGCAUGCUGGGACUGUGGUGGAACGACGGCGCGGCCAUCGCCGAGCGCGGCUUCCUGUUCGGCUACACGGGCGCGGUGUGGUGCGUGAUCUUUAACCAGGCGUUCGGCGGGCUGCUGGUCGCCGUGGUGGUGAAGUACGCCGACAACAUCCUGAAGGGCUUCGCCACCUCCUUCUCCAUCAUCGUCUCCACGGUGACGUCCGUGUACCUGUUCGGCUUCCACGUGGACCUGCUGUUCACCGCCGGCGCCGGGCUGGUCAUCGGCGCCGUCUACAUGUACAGCCUGCCCAAAACCACCGGCGGCGGCGCCGCGGCGGCACUGAACGCCAAGGCCGGCGGCGUGGCGGCUUCCUUGGCGUCUUUGCGGAAGGACGUCGGCACCGAGAUGGAAGCCUUCCUGCCAAAAGCGAAGGAAGGCGUAGCGUCUCUCCCGCUCGCCGUCCGCAUGCCAGACUAACCGCUCAAAGCCCAACGGGACGAGGAGGAGGAGGGAG
Perca flavescens (yellow perch) is the source of this 1540-nucleotide messenger RNA. It is a transcript of the gene slc35a2, whose product is annotated as solute carrier family 35 member 2. The transcript has 6 exons. The record is from RefSeq and is a predicted model, not a curated record. The coding region runs from base 331 to 1503 and encodes 390 amino acids. Gene Ontology annotation, cellular component: Golgi membrane. Lineage: Eukaryota; Metazoa; Chordata; Actinopteri; Perciformes; Percidae. Gene Ontology annotation, biological process: pyrimidine nucleotide-sugar transmembrane transport. Gene Ontology annotation, molecular function: pyrimidine nucleotide-sugar transmembrane transporter activity.